Paracoccidioides brasiliensis Pb18 is the source of this 2664-nucleotide messenger RNA. RefSeq lists its product as uncharacterized. Gene Ontology annotation, molecular function: pyridoxal phosphate binding; molybdenum ion binding; molybdenum cofactor sulfurtransferase activity. Gene Ontology annotation, biological process: Mo-molybdopterin cofactor biosynthetic process. The record is from RefSeq and is a predicted model, not a curated record. The transcript has 2 exons. Bases 1 to 2664 code for a protein of 887 amino acids.
AUGGGCUCUUUGCACAUAUCUCCACGUACGGAUAUUAUUAUGAAGCCACAGCUGCUCCAUGGCGAGCAGGAUGGCAAAACUGGCGGGAAUGGAUUGCGAGGGUCCUAUACAGAUGACAUCGAGGCUAUCAGGGAGCGAGAGUAUCCGUGUCUGAAAGGAACAACCUAUCUUGACCAUGCAGGAACAACUUUGUAUCCGAUCUCCCUCAUCGAUGCGUUUUCGCGAGAAAUGACUACCAAUCUUUUUGGAAACCCUCAUUCAGCAUCCUCAUCUUCACAGCUCUCCACACGGCGGGUGGAUGAUGCGAGGAUACGGGUUCUCCAGUUCUUUAACGCCAGUCCCGAUCAUUUUGACGUUGUAUUUGUGGCUAAUGCGACGGCUGGCAUCAAACUUGUUGCAGAUGCGCUCAGAGACUGUGAUGGAGGCGGAUUCUGGUAUGGGUACCAUGUGGAUGCGCAUACGAGCUUGGUUGGAGUUAGGGAGUUGGCGGCACGGGGACGGAGAUGCUUCGUGGACGAUAAUGAGGUUGAGGACUGGAUAUCUGACCAACAUUCGUCGAUAAUGCGAAGACCACCCCAAGGUCCUACGCUGUUCGCAUAUCCGGCUCAAUCAAACAUGACAGGACGACGUCUACCUCUUGACUGGUGUCGAAAGUUACGAGUGUGUAACAACUCGAACAAAACCAGAAACAUCUACACUCUUCUAGACGCGGCAUCUCUUGUCUCAACGUCGCCAUUAGAUCUUAGCGAUCCCGAAUCUGCUCCCGAUUUUACGACCCUCAGUUUCUACAAAAUAUUUGGAUUUCCUGAUCUUGGUGCUCUUAUCGUUCGCAAAGCCUCUGGCCAUAUCUUCAAUAAGCGAAGGUACUUUGGAGGGGGCACAGUGGGCAUGGUUACGAGUCUCGAAAAUCAGUGGCACGCAAAAAAGUCAACUUCUAUCCACGAUAAACUCGAGGAUGGUACCUUGCCUUUUCAUAGCAUCAUAGCCUUGCAUUCGGCCGUUGACGUGCAUCAGCGAAUUUAUGGAUCCAUGGAAAAUAUUUCUCGCCACACUGGUGCCCUCGCGAAAUUGUUAUAUGACCGUUUAUCAUCGAAGAGGCAUGCAAACGGAACCUUGGUUUGCGAAAUGUACAAACAUCAGGAGUCUAGUUAUGAAGACCGGACUACACAGGGUCCUAUAGUUUCGUUCAACAUGAAGAACAACAAGGGUGAAUGGGUGGGAAAGUCAGAGGUUGAGAAACUUGCUGCUGUGAAAGGCAUCCAAAUCCGCUCCGGGACACUAUGCAAUCCAGGUGGAAUGGCAUACCACCUUGGAUUGAAAGUUGAGGAAAUGAAAAGAAAUUACAACGCUGGUCAACGUUGCGGAGAUGAUAAUGAUAUCAUCGGGGGCAAGCCAACUGGAGGCUUAAGAGUUAGUCUUGGCGCCAUGAGCUCUAUUGGCGAUGUCAAUAAAUUCCUCGAUUUCAUCGAGGUGUUUUACGUGGACAAGUCUAAUUACGAUGCUCCUUCUGUUUCCCAUGGUUUUGCGCAAGGGGAGGGGCUUCCAACUUCAAGAUUUUUCGUUGACAGGCUCUGCGUGUACCCAAUCAAAAGCUGUGGUGCAUUCACAAUCCCCAAAGACAAGCAAUGGGAAAUUAAACCAGAAGGUUUAGCGUGGGAUAGAGAAUGGUGUUUGGUACACCAGGGUACCGGGGUAGCUCUGAGCCUGAAAAAAUAUCCUCGAAUGGCCCUUAUCCGUCCUGUAAUUGAUCUUGAACAAGGUGUUCUGCGAAUUUCUCGUGGGAUGCUAGGAACGGAUCCCCAUUGCCUAGAACUACCACUAUUAAGGGAAUCGGAUGAUAUAACGACAAGGGAACUUUGUGAAAAUUCUGUGAAGAAAUCCUCUACGGUGUGUGGGGAUCAGGUGACUUUGCAGAUAUAUUCAUCGCCCGUCUUUUCGGCAUUCUUUUCAGACUUUCUCGAAGUUCCUUGCACACUUGCUAGGUUCCCUGCGAAUUCAUCUAUCCGAUACUCAAAAUCGCAACCACGUUACCAAAAAUCCUCUGAAACCAGUCCACUCUCCAUUAAUAUGCCAGGCGCUUUCCCCCACACCACAUCUUCCCCCACACUUUCAUCUCCACUGCAAAAAAAUCCUAUUCUCUUGUCAAACGAAAGCCCUAUUCUGCUAAUCUCCCGAUCCAGUGUAAACAGACUCAACGAAACUAUUAAAUCCUCCGGAAAGUACACAUCUACGGGUACUAAGGCUGUUGCUGCUGAUGUAUUCCGGGCAAACAUAAUUGUUGCAGAAAAUCCAGUUGCGGUACAUCAAAGUGGCAACAGCAACAACGGGGUUCCGAUAUCUACACCAACCUUAAAUGCUGAACAUCCGUACAUUGAGGACGCAUGGACCGGUUUCCGGAUAAGGGGCCAUAUAUUUGACAUCUUGGGCUCGUGCCAACGCUGUCAAAUGGUUUGUAUAGAUCAGUUCACAGCUGCCAGAAGCGAGGAGCCAUUCUCAACGUUAGCUAAGACGAGGAGAUUUAACGGCAAGGUGAUGUUUGGGCGACACGUUUGCCUUUCGCCUUCUGUCGCUGAGGUACAUGAAGGUAUGGACUUGGACGAGGGAGAAAGGGUUAUGAUACAGACUGGGGAUGUCCUUGAGCCAUUUUAUGAUGAAACAUUUUGA